Messenger RNA from Darwinula stevensoni, 378 nucleotides. NCBI's taxonomy places the organism in Eukaryota, Metazoa, Arthropoda, Ostracoda, Podocopida, Darwinulidae. The record is from the annotation of a GenBank genome assembly.
AUGCUGCUAGGCGAAUUCGAUCAACUCGCGAAAACUUGGCUGCUUCGAUAUCUGAAGGACAGGCCUACCUACCUUGACUUCCUGUCUCGACUCAGCCCAGAGGACCACGUCAAGAUCAUGCAAAACAGAGAUGAAUUCAUCCGCAUUUGCAUCUUCAAAGAAAAUGAUUGCAGAAAGUAUUUCUUGCCGUUCCUGAACACGACGUAUACUACCAACGACGAACAACUCCGAGAGCUUACAGCCCCUGACACCUAUACGUACCUCGGUGUGGAAGAGAACUCUUCCGUAGCUGUCAAACGCACAAAGCAGAGACUGACGACAGAAUACAAACGCAGAGUUGGCACGGCCAGCAUCCUUCGCCGCGUCCUUCAGAAUUAA